GACUCUGUAUCGGAUAAACGACUUGGGGAGUUUUCAGCCCCGGGCGUACAGAGAUCAAAAGCCUUUUCCCGGGCCCUAAAAAGACUGAGAUUAAGGGAGAGAGAGAGAGGGUAGAGAGAGCUGAAGCUCCUCUCCCAUCAGAUAAUACCGCUGCCCCGGGCCGGGAUGCAAAAGAGAAACCGAGUCUCCAAAUCACAGGACGUGUGAAUAAACGCCAGGCAUUUAAAGUACGUAAACAUUCGGGAUAUCCGACACUGCAUACCGCUCAGGCCUGUUAAGGAAUCAGAAAGGAGGAGGGCGGCAUUUUAGACUCAUCAAUCUCAUCCUUGUGAGGAAGAAGGGCCUCAUGGGACACUAUGCAGGGUUAAAAUGGUUUUGCACGCUCAUGUGUUAUCACAACCUGGAGUUAUCAACCCCGGACGCAUACGGAUCGUGUGCAGUUGCGAUGGUAGACACGCACUCUGGUGUGGGCGUACAUUUUUUGCAUAUGGAUUGCAUCUGAAAAGCAACUUAUCAUGUGGAUAUCUGCACUUACAAUAUUCAUGUGACCUGGCAAACCGUGUUUUUCUGCUCACUUUUCGGCCAGUUUGGCUCUCUUCAAAGUGUGAGCAUAGAUCACCUCAGAGUGGAGAAUGAGCUCUCAUUUAGGGCACAAGACAUCAAGAGCUCUGUUUCAUGAUUUGUACUCGUAAUUACGGUCUUUUCUUAGACGGACUGUUCCAGAGGGAAAUCCAGACUCCAUUGAGAUUAUAGAAAGAAAGUCAUUUUUUUGUCUUGUAGUUUCUUAUUUUUCCCUCAUACAUUUUGUUUCACUGUAUACCUCCCAUCAAAACUAUUUUUUUUUCCUUUCUGUAGUCUGACGUCAUUCUCACAUGCACUCAUCUGAAAUGAUGCUUUGAAAGAUAUAAGAUUGGUCUCUGAGCGAGUAUUGUAUGAAUGCCUGAACUCAAAUUGCUGCUUCCUUUUGCUGCUGCUCUUUUUGGUGUAACACGGGGCUUACCAGAGAUUUGCACUAAAAGAGCAUUGCUGUCACUCGAUUUUCCUUUUAUUGACCAAAUCUUGUUACAUUCAAGCCAUAUGAACUUAUUUUUGAUGAAACUAGAGCUAUUUUUGUAUUACAGUAAAGUCAUAGAAAUAUCGCAUAUUAUGUGUAUAUGAAUUUAGUCUAUUUUUUAUGUAUCAACACAGACAUAUACAAAAAGACAUCUGCACUAUUUUACAUUAACGUUUGUUUUUGGAAAGAAAUGCACCUUGAUUUAUGUCGAGAACAUAAUCUAUUUCACUAAAUUUAUUGUUAUGGCCAUGGCUACACACCAUCCUCACUCAGGUGGGAGACGAGUUUUCUUCGCUCUCUGACGCCUCCCCCUGUUCCCUCGGUUUUUUGACAUCUCCAAAUGCCUGUGGGUCUUAGUGUGGGUGGGGCUCUCGGAGACCCUUCCCCAUUCCGCCCCAGUCGUUAUGUGCCUGUGUCCGCAGCAACCGCCUUCCUUGUGGGGGCCACAACACUGUUUCUCUGUUUUACGUGUCCCUGGCUGUCAGAGCGGUUCUCCUCAGAAAAGGCAUUUAUAAGAUUUCUAUUUCAUAUAAAUGCUAUUGUAUGUUUUGCAGCUGAAGAAGAUGAGGAUAAAGAGGAUGAUUUCCGGGCUCCACUUUAUAAGACGGUGGAGGUGAGGGGCAUUCAGGUGCGGAUGAAGUGGUGCUCCACAUGUCGCUUUUACAGACCACCGCGCUGUUCACAUUGCUCUGUGUGUGACAACUGUGUGGAGGAGUUUGACCAUCACUGCCCAUGGGUGAACAACUGCAUUGGGAGGCGUAAUUAUCGUUAUUUCUUUCUGUUCCUGCUCUCGCUCACUAUUCACAUUAUGAAUGUGUUUGGCUUCAGUCUGCUAUACAUCCUCCAUCACACUAAACAACUGGACCAGGUCCACUCUGCAGUCACUAUGGCGGUGAUGUGUGUAGCUGGCCUGUUUUUCGUCCCAGUUGCAGGACUCACUGGGUUCCAUGUUGUCCUUGUAUCCAGAGGGAGAACGACCAACGAACAGGUGACUGGGAAGUUCAGAGGCGGCGUUAACCCCUUCACACACGGGUGCUUGAAAAACAUUGCACACAUGCUGUGUAGUUCACAGGCUCCCAGGUAUCUUGGUCACUUGCGAAAGCCUCAUUCUGUUCAGGUCCAGCCACCAUUUCUGCGGCCACCUCUGUCUGAAGCCCAACUAGCAGCUAAAGUCCUGGAUAAUGGCAUCCAACAGUCUAAAAGUAGUUUGGAGAUAAUGGAGAGUCAGUCCACUGAUGCUGAUCCCCCUCCACCACCUAAACCAGAGCACAGAUACCCUGGGCUGCCUCACACACAAAAUGAAGAGUGCAGCUUGCUGACUGAGGCUCCACUCACACCUUCAUUGUAUAAAUACGGGCCGGCCUACAGCAGUCCAGGAAAAAAACACACGGCCUCAACACAUUCCAGCAAAAUGAGUCGAGGGAACAGUAUGACCGAGUCUCCCUCUGUCCCCGUCACCACUGGGCAGCCCAGCUACCGCUCAGACCCCAGUUUGUCAAGCCGAGGGGGUGCAGGGUUCCGUGGGGGAGGGGAGGGAGGUAGAGCAGGCUCGGGGGGCCUGGGUGGGGCCUCUGCGUUUGGUGGGCGAUCCUACCCUUCUUUUACCGACACCCUACUCCAAUCAGCAGCAGCCUCUUGCUCCUCAAGCCUUCGCUCCGCCCAUACGGCCCACAAUGCCCUCGGGCCCCUCAUCUCUGAGGGUACGACCUCCACUAGCUACAAGAGUUUAGCCAAUCAGACACGCAACGGCAGCUUGUCGUACGAAAGUCUGCUGACGCCCUCCGAAAGCCCAGAGUUUGAGUCUGCUGCUCACGAGCUGUCCCCACCCAGACCGCACCCUCUUAGCACAGCACCAGGGGCCCCGCCUAUUUUGGGGUACACGUCCCCUUUCCUAUCUGCUCAGCAGAGGGAGGGCUCUCUCCAGGCCUGCCCUGCCCCCCUAAGACCCUCCCCCAACAGAGCUUUCCUGCGCCCAACAAGCUCACCCCCUUCUCGGGCUCCACCCCUUUCUCCUCGCGCUCGCUCUUUGGGCUCCCCUCCUCCUGGCCCCGCCCCUGGCCAUACAUCUCUGGGCAAAUCACUGUCCUAUGGAGGUGGCGCCGAGUUACAGCACCGCCCCUCUAGCUCAGGGGGCGGGACUCCGAUGCCGAACUCAACUAUUAAACAAAACGCAGCCAAUCAUAACACCCACUCCCACAAACCUGCAGGAGGGGUGAAGAAAGUGACUGGUGUUGAAGGAACGACCUAUGAGAUUUCAGUAUGAAUGUCUGACACAAAAGAAUCCGGAUCCACUCUGCAGUUUUUCGCCUCGAUCAGAUGGAUGUAAAGCUGCUCAACCACACAUGCAAAAAAGCAUACAAGACUACAAAGAAAAAUCCUAAGUGUUUCCCAGUCCAACUUUAUCAGUCGCUGUGGAGGACAUACACUGAGAACAUGGGCCAGUGAAGACGAAUCUUACAGCAUUUUGUUUUCUGAAUAUCAAUAUGGUACAGAAAUACCACAGACUUUCUUUUUUAUUUAAAGAAUCAUUUGGUACAUCAAUGUAUUACCUACCGAUUUGUACGCAAGACUGUCCAAUGAUCAUAGUUGGGACCAUGUGAGACACACUGAUGCCUCAUUCAGAAUGACCUCAACAGAAACCACAAGCCUCUCAGCAGUCCGCCAAUAAGCAUACAUAAAUCACUGUUCAGUCUGGCAUAUUCUAUAGCGCUCAGUUUCAAACC
Messenger RNA from Sinocyclocheilus rhinocerous, 3777 nucleotides. Its product is annotated as palmitoyltransferase ZDHHC5-like. The coding region runs from base 1395 to 3317 and encodes 640 amino acids. Gene Ontology annotation, molecular function: palmitoyltransferase activity. Gene Ontology annotation, biological process: protein palmitoylation. The transcript is spliced from 12 exons. Lineage: Eukaryota; Metazoa; Chordata; Actinopteri; Cypriniformes; Cyprinidae. The record is from RefSeq and is a predicted model, not a curated record.